Messenger RNA from Zingiber officinale, 2491 nucleotides. RefSeq names its product LEAF RUST 10 DISEASE-RESISTANCE LOCUS RECEPTOR-LIKE PROTEIN KINASE-like 2.3. Gene Ontology annotation, molecular function: ATP binding; protein kinase activity; polysaccharide binding. NCBI's taxonomy places the organism in Eukaryota, Viridiplantae, Streptophyta, Magnoliopsida, Zingiberales, Zingiberaceae. The record is from RefSeq and is a predicted model, not a curated record. Gene Ontology annotation, biological process: protein phosphorylation. The transcript is spliced from 3 exons. Bases 265 to 2262 code for a protein of 665 amino acids.
UCGCUCGUUUUGUAGCAAUCCGCAUUGUGCCACCGUUUGCUUGGCAUUUUAUAUAGUAAUCCUUGCCUUUGAGUUCCUCUUCUACCUCUGCAACUCACUCAUUGAUCAAGUUCGAUGGUGAUAUCAUUUUCCUCCACGCUGCUCUCUGUUCCUCUGAUCCUUCUCCUCCUCCUCUGCCAUGCUGCGUUGCUACUUGGGAUUUAAUCUAAUCCUUGCCUUUGAGUUCCUCCUCUACCUCUGCAACUCUCUCAUUGAUCGAGUUCGAUGGCAUCAUUUUCCACGCCGCUCUCUGUUCCUCUGCUCUUUCUCCUCCUCCUGUGCCAUGCUGCCUUGCUACUUGGAAAAUCUCAUCGUCCUCCUUCUUCCUGCGGCGACAUCGACAUACAAAAUCCAUUCCGGCUAUGCGGCGAUCCUGACGGAUGCGGCAACGAUAGCUUCGAACUCAGCUGCGAGGGAAACCGCACAGUCUAUAGUGACUCCCAUUCUGAGAAAUACUUGGUCACUGAGAUCUCAUAUCGAUUUUAUGCCACAACGCUCCGGCUCAUGCACAGUGGUUUCUUGUCCGACACGAAUUGCCGUCUUCCCAACCAUUCUUUCAAGAGCAAUACAUUUCAUAUGGGCCGGCGGUUUGAUGAACAAUACAGGAUUUUAUGGGCCAGUUUCAUGAACUGCACGCAGGAGGUAGAAAGUCAGGAGUAUGUGGCAGUCCCUUGCCUUCGCGGCAGCAGCUCAACUACAUACGUCGUCGUUAACGACAACUCGUAUCAGCUAUUGUAUCUCAAGAACUCAUGUAGCUUCUUAACCACUGUGCCAGUCGAGAACUUGCUAAGUCCAGGUGAUCACGACAUCUUUAAACUCCUGCGAAACGGAUUCCUGGUAUACUGCACUCCAUUACACUCGGUGAAAUUCUGUUGGGAAGGACUAAAGUACGAGGCUCUUGUAACUUUUGCAGGUCCUAGUCUCCUUUCCCAGAUUACCUAUGCCAUCCUUUUUGGGCUUGAAUUCCUGUCGUGCGUCUGCAAUAAUCGGGCCUUAGCGGAUGUUCUUGGAAUACUCGCCCUUGUUUUGCGGUAUCUCUUUCUUGCCUCACUAGUGGCGAGAUUAAUAUUGGCACCUCUGUGUGCCUUUGGAUUCCUCCUACUCAAUUGCUGGAGGAGAGCACGAGCACCCGAGGACGCCGUCGAGAAGUUCCUUCGCAACCAACAGCAAUCUCUUUCGCCCACGCGCUACGCCUACACGGACAUCGUCGCCAUGACCGGCCACUUCAGGGAACGGCUAGGCCAAGGCGGCUUCGGCGCCGUCUUCAAGGGCCACAUCAUGGGAACAUACCCUGUCGCCGUUAAGCUCCUGGGCGGAUCCAACUUUCACGGCCAAGAUUUCAUCAACGAGGUGGACACCAUCGGAAGAAUCCACCACCUGAACGUCGUGCGCCUUCUCGGGUUUUGCUCGGAGGGAUCGAAGAGGGCGCUGGUCUACGAGUUCAUGCCCAACGGGUCGCUCGACAGGUAUAUUUUCUCCUCCAAAUCCAAUCGCAAUGGAGCAUGCAGCAGUAGACGCCGCCUUAGUUCGCGCAAGCUCAAUGAGAUUGCCUUGGGCGUGGCAAGAGGCAUCAACUACCUCCACACCGGAUGCCACAUGCAGAUCUUGCACUUCGACAUCAAGCCGCACAACGUUCUCCUCGAUCACAAUUUCACCCCCAAGGUUUCAGAUUUCGGACUGGCAAAGCUCUGCCCCAAGGACUGUAGCCUAGUCUCUAUGAGUGCCGCAAGGGGGACGAUUGGAUAUAUAGCACCCGAGUUGAUCUCUCGAAGCUUUGGGAUCAUAUCGUACAAGUCCGAUGUGUAUAGUUUCGGGAUGCUGCUCUUGGAGAUUGCUGGCAGAAGGAGGAAUGUGGAUCACAAAGCAGAGAAUUCGAGCCAAAUUUAUUACCCUUCGUGGAUUUAUGAUCAACUCGUGCAACUACAGGAAUUUGGAGGAGCAGAGGCUGAUGAUAUUAACUUGGAAAUCGAUGAAAUCGAGAGAAAGUUAUCCAUGGUGGGACUCUGGUGCAUACAGAUGAAAUCAUAUGAUCGUCCCUCCAUGAGCGAGGCUGUGGAGAUGCUGGAGGGGGAUAUAAACAACAUCCACAUGCCACCCAAGCCAUUCUUUUCCUCCACACAAUCACAGUCACAAUCGAAUCUUGUUAAGGUAUCAUAUGUUCAGUCAUCUUCUGUAGGGUUGCAUGGUAUCUCAGACAACGAUGAUCUUUCAGAACUUGAAUAGCCUGAUAAAUUAGUUCAGAUAGAUAGUAUAUGUUUUCGGUAUUGUUCAAUAUGUACUCAACAGGCUUGCUCAUCCUAGUUAUCGUUCUAUCUUUUUUGACGGAUGCAUUUGGAUUCUGAAGGAAUUAGAGGAUGUCUAAUUUCGGUCUAAUUACAUGCAUUCAAUAUCGCCAUUGUUUUAUUUUGAGAUGGAGAAGUUCUAUACUGUAACUUUUGGCAGAUUUUUUAGU